UGUCUAGGCCCAUUGUGUGAUGAAGGCAUUCUUUGGCCACUUAUAUAACUUGCCCCCUGAAAGCUUGGUUUUGGUUACUGAAGCAGUUUUUUUUUCUAAUGGCCUCCCCCACAUACUACACAUUUAUGCAUAUAACCACAAUUCGUCCUGUGGCACACACCGCUGAAGUUAAAUUCAUAACAAACGCCACGCACUCCCACAAUUUUUGUUUUGCGAUGAAAUAGCAUCCGAGGACCUUAAUACAUUUGUUGUUAGGCUGACGGGCUGGACGGAGACGAAAUUGCUCGUCAUAUCUCCUCCAACCUAACUCACCAAACGAUUUAAAGGCCGUUCUAACAAUUGAUAUAUAUUUCAAUAGUUCUUGCCCACAUGCUUCUGUGUGUAGAUAGCAACGUAAACUAUGAAGGCAUCUAUCCAUGCCUUAAUGGUAUCUAAUUUGUAUUUUGCCCCCCUCUGUUUGAUGCAAAAAAACACCAUCAACCAAAGAUAUUACUUUGAGUGCUUUCCUGAUGGUUUGUCUCCAUCAGUAUGCCAAAAUAAAAAAAACUCUGAGCCCCAAUUUUUUUCCACUGUAGCCUGGGAGAAAUGGGCCCCUACCGUGUCCCCUUCACUCAGGAGUGGGGAAGGCAUAUUAAAAAUGUCAAUACCUGAGCCUAAAUUUGCAGACAUAGGUCCUCCUCCCAAGACUGAUGGGACUUGCCCCGAUCCCAACAUUAGUUAUUACUGACUCAGCUGUACAUAUUGAAAUUUGAACAGGGGUUAUAAUAUAGAUCCUGUGGUUAUUUAGCUCUGUACAUUACAUUUCGUGUACAUAAUAACAUCGCCAGUCUGUAAACUUCACUUCGUGUGUUACUUAACUUUUAUUUCAGUACCAUGUAUAUAGUUUAUAUAACAUUUUAUAUCCAUGUGUUAAUGUGUAUGGAAAAAUACAUUAAUAAAUAAAAUAACUGUAUUUAAAUACAGUUUCGUAACACACGUUUAUCAUCUUAUUUGUUUUGCACCCCUGUCAUAUAAUCAUGACACAGCCUGUGUUGCGAUCUCAGCAAAUUGAAAACAAUAUUUUAUAUUUGCAUUGUCGUUUUAAUGUAAAAAAAAACUUUUAUUAAACAACAUUUUCAAUGUCAUGACAUUUCAUCGACAUACGUAUAGGUUUUUCCCCUUAGAACUAUCCAUUCAUCGACAUUAUGGUGAUCGUAAACUCUUUUUGAUGUGAACGUUAGAUUCAACAUCUGUGUUAUUAUCUCUUUUGAUAUGCAGUACCGACCGCUCCUCCACAUUUACAGAACUCUCUAGGAGUAAGCAGCUAUCUCCAGCCAGUCUGCUGUCGCUGCAUCUUCUACUAUAAUAAAAAUGGCAUUUCUGAAAUGGGAAGAUUACGUCAUAUUCAUCAUAACACUGGUUUUAUCACUGGGAAUCGGUUUAUUCUACUCUAUACGAGACUCCAAGAAGAAAACUACGCGCUACUUUUUAUUAGGGGAUGGAAAUAUGGCAAUAUUUCCAGUUGCAUUGUCAAUGCUGGUAUCUAUUGAAUCUGGAAUAAUGAUGUUGUCCAUUCCCGCAGAAGUUUAUAUGUAUGGCAUGCAAUGGUAUAUAUCAAUUAUAUCAGUGUUCGUUACAAGUAUGCUGACAAUGCAUCUGAUCAUACCAACGCAGAGGAAGCUUAAUAUUACCAGCUUGAUACAGUAUUUCGAGCUUAGGUAUAAUUCCCAUGGACUGAGAUUGUUUUCUACCAUAAUUCGUUUACUGGCAUAUACAAACUAUCUUGGUAAUGUCGUGUUCAUACCGGCUGUUACUUUGGAAGUAGUGGCUGGAAUUCCCGUAUGGAUCUCAAUAGUCACAUUGAUGGGUGUAGUGGUAGUCUAUACAAUUAUCGGUGGUUUCAAAGCCGUUGUCUGGACUGAUGUGUUUCAAGCCUUUUUCAUGUUUGGUGGCAUGUUCGCAGUUCUAAUUAAGGGUACAAUGGAAGCGGGUGGAAUAGCUAAAACGUGUGCCAUAAUAUCAGAGAAAGGACGGAUCAACCUGCUAAACUUUGAUCCGGAUCCAACUUUACGUCAGUCGUUCUGGAGUUUAGCUGUUGGGGGCAUAGCAACUGGAUUUGAAAUACAGUUUAGCCAGAUGGCCUUUCAAAGGAUUAAGGCAACACCAACGUUGUCAACGACCAAAAGGAUGUUCAUCCUGGCGUCGAUAUUGUCCUUGUUCAUUUCUGGGCUGGCGGUUAUGGAAGGCGCAGUUAUGUUUGCCUAUUAUCAUGCAAAGGGUUGCGAUCCUCUUGAAGCCAAUCAAGUCACGAAUCAAAAUCAGUUAAUGGCGAAAAUGGUAAGGGACAUAUUCCAGGAUAUCCCUUGUCUCCCCGGCUUGUUUUUAGCAUCACUGUUUAGCGCUUCUCUGAGUACAAUGUCAUCGCUAUUGAGUGUUUUGUCCACCAUUUUCUGGGAGGAUAUUGUCAAACGACACACCAAGUCGAUGUCGGAAAAACGAGCAGUAAUGAUUACACAAUCGUCAAUAUUCCUGUUCGGAGGACUGGCUGUAAUUUUUGCUUUCUGUAUAUCUGGAGUUGAAGGACCUGUUUCACGGAUACUCGAUAUAACAGGGAGCUUUCUGUCCGGCACACUUAUCGGAUUGUUUAUACUUGGUUGGUUCGUACCGAGGUCGAAUGCAUUGGGCGCGUUAGUCGGUGGUAUGGUAUCCUGUCUCUUUGUUGGUUGGAUUUCGUUCGGAAAGUUGCUUUCCUCUGGUACGCGAGCCAGCGUCAAGUUAGAGCCUGCUUCAACAGAAUUUUGUCCAGUGCAAAAUAUUUCCUCAUUGACUAAUAAUACAACUUCAUACCAUCACGUGUCAACAACUACCAUAUGGAAAUCUACGGAUUUGACUCUGGAGUCAAACCAAACAUCUAAUUAUCCGUAUGGUCCACAGGGUCUAGACGUACUGUACUCCCUGUCAUAUAAAUGGUUAUUGCCGAUCGCUAUUAUACUUGUUGUGUCAGUUGGAACUGUCUUCAGUCAUCUACAAGCUCAGACACACGUUGAUCCGUCGUUGACCGUACCAGUGUGUGACUAUCUGGCUCGCUGUAUCCCUGCACCGAUCAGAAAGUUAUUCCGGUGUGGAGUAAAGAUUUCUGGAUCAGUCAACGAUAUUGCUGGAGAAGAAAUGGCUGAAGCUUCGAUGGUAUCUACACAAGAGGAUUUAAAUAUAAAGUUAUAAUAUAAAAAUGAUAAACAGAAGCAUACAGAAAUAAGCGUAGCCUGACCGAAUACCGCAUACUUCUUUUUCAUUAUGAUAUAUUUACAUUCUUGAUAUUUGUUCUGUACAUGAAUCUACCAACUGAAAACAACUGCCAUUAGACU
Mizuhopecten yessoensis (Yesso scallop) is the source of this 3344-nucleotide messenger RNA. Its product is annotated as sodium-dependent multivitamin transporter-like. The coding region runs from base 1351 to 3201 and encodes 616 amino acids. The transcript has 17 exons. Gene Ontology annotation, molecular function: symporter activity. Lineage: Eukaryota; Metazoa; Mollusca; Bivalvia; Pectinida; Pectinidae. Gene Ontology annotation, biological process: transmembrane transport; sodium ion transport. The record is from RefSeq and is a predicted model, not a curated record. Gene Ontology annotation, cellular component: membrane.